Culex quinquefasciatus (southern house mosquito) is the source of this 735-nucleotide messenger RNA. RefSeq lists its product as uncharacterized. The coding region runs from base 118 to 555 and encodes 145 amino acids. Lineage: Eukaryota; Metazoa; Arthropoda; Insecta; Diptera; Culicidae. Gene Ontology annotation, biological process: tRNA 5'-leader removal. The transcript has 3 exons. Gene Ontology annotation, cellular component: ribonuclease P complex. The record is from RefSeq and is a predicted model, not a curated record. Gene Ontology annotation, molecular function: ribonuclease P RNA binding.
CUCGGUUCAUGUUUACAAGUGAGGGCAUGCUCGUUUGUUUACAAAUACGAUAACGAUGUUUCAAAAAGUUUAAAAUUAAUUUGGUUUGAUAAGCGACUUCUAUAAUAAAAUUUAAAGAUGGUUCGAGUUAAGAACAGAUACAUCCUGGUGCAGUUCAUGUGCAACAACCGGUCGGAGACGGAGACGUUCACGCUCACGUCGCGCCAGGUGGGCACCUUUCUGCAGCAGAGAAUCGAAAAGUACUACGGCGAGUUUGGCAUCGCGAGCAUGCUCCGGCUGCACGUGAUCUACUUCAACGAGAAGACCCGCCUGUGCAUCAUCCAGACGCGCCACGGCCCGCACCGGUUCGUCACCAGCAUUCUGCCCCUGCUGACCGUGGCCGAUACGGAGUCCGUACGAUAUCGAACGCUGUACGUGGGGGCAACGCUUCAACAGUGCCAGAAGUUUGUUGCUCGGUACCAACAGAACUAUGUGAACAAAAUGAUCGGAAGCUAUCGGGGCGAAGCUCAGCGGGAGCGAUUCAUUGAGGAUGUCACCCGGAUGAAACAAAUUUAGGCUUAUUUGGAUUUAACAUCUGUUUUUAUUUUGUUCAAUCAAUUAACAAACCAGUUAGAGAGCAUUUAUCGGAGAAGUGUUUUGUGAUCAGGAUCACGCAAAUAAAUAAGACUAAUAUUAUCUCUAGGUUUCUUGGAAUCUUAUGUCUAAUGGCAACGGUUACGAGAAUUGAAAGUUAAA